CUUAACAAAACACUGCCAGUCGGAAUUUUGGUAAUUUUGUAAACGAGGGAGGGGCGGCUCUCCCCGUCAACAUGCUGUGGAUAAAAGCUGAAGUGAGGCCCAGGUGGAGUCAUUGCGACGAAGAUGAUGAAGAACGUGGCUCUUUUCGCAGCUCUGCUGGCUUUGGUGUGUGUGUGUGAGGGUGUGACCUUCGGCCAGCUAUGCCAGGGGAACCCCAACAACAACCCAAGGACAUCAGACAGUUGGGGUCAAGGUCACUUUGGGGCCUCGCGAGGUGGCAGGUCUCACCUCGGUUUGGACAUCGCUUGCGACGACAACUCCGUGGUCUACGCUCCAUUUGACGUCACUCUCCGUGGGAGAAUCAUCGUCUAUUCUGACCCCGAGAAGGCAGCCAUCAACAAUGGCAUCAACCUGGAGGGUGAAGGUCUAUGUGUCAAACUCUUCUAUGUGGAUCCGGACAGGAUUUCGGGAAGCGUGAGCAAGGGCCAGCGUCUGGGCGUCAUGAUGCCCAUGCAGGAGGUCUACCCGGGAAUCACCUCGCACGUGCAUGUGCAGAUGUGCAACAAGGAGGACCCCACAGGGUACUUCUGAGGAUUGGGGUGGAGGCACUUUAAUGACCUUAAAUGGCACAUUUGGAUUUUAUUGACAGGAUCUAUUCAAAAAUUGGCACUCAAACAUGUGACAAUAUUUAUCUAUUGGAUUACUGCUAAUCAUAAGAAUAGCAAACAAGUAAAGCCUACUUUUAAAGUUUCAGAAGUUUUAUUUUUGCGUUAUUUCAUUUUGGACAACUUAUUGUUGUACAAAAUUUAUGUGUCAAAAAUAAAGAUGUCAAUGCAUUUUUGCAUAUCA
This is a messenger RNA of Phyllopteryx taeniolatus (common seadragon), 849 nucleotides long. It is a transcript of the gene lect2.1, whose product is annotated as leukocyte cell derived chemotaxin 2, tandem duplicate 1. The transcript is spliced from 4 exons. NCBI's taxonomy places the organism in Eukaryota, Metazoa, Chordata, Actinopteri, Syngnathiformes, Syngnathidae. The record is from RefSeq and is a predicted model, not a curated record. Bases 124 to 591 code for a protein of 155 amino acids.